This is a messenger RNA of Striga asiatica, 468 nucleotides long. Lineage: Eukaryota; Viridiplantae; Streptophyta; Magnoliopsida; Lamiales; Orobanchaceae. The record is from the annotation of a GenBank genome assembly.
AUGGAACGAAAUGCGUGGGCCCUGCAUGAAAUUGGCUGGCUGGACCUCAUAUACUUGCCAGAGUCUUUCAAACCCAAAAGUACUAUUGAACGUUUGGCCCAAUUACCACGAAAACAAGGGCCGUGCACGGCCUUUGGGCCCACCACAGCCCAUUAUCCUCUCACCCUUAAUAUACGCCUCGACCUCUUCACUAACCAUCUCCCGAACCCGGCUCAUUUCGGGCCGGGCCUUCGGCUGCUUCACCAUGCACCGGCUGGCCACGAUCGAGAGCCGAAGGGCCGACUCAAGGGCUCGUUCCCUAUCGAGCCUUGGGUCCAAUAUCUUGCGAAAUUUUGUUGGGCUCUUGAGGUUGGGCUUGAUCCAAACGAGGAGCUUUUGCUCGGGCUUGGGCCUGUUGCGCUCGAGGGGCCGCCUGCCGGUGAUGAGCUCAAAGAGGAAUACACCGUAGCUAUAGACGUCGCUUUUUGA